CCACUAAUUGGAGUCCCGUCGUUUCUUGUCCCAAACAAGUAUCAAGAAGAUUUGUGUUUAGAGUUUUUAAAAAGCAAAUGGUGUUACAUCAAGAUAGCAGGGAUUUCACGAACCAGCUGGACUUCCCAUUUGCAUAACAGCACUUGAAGAUUAAUACUUCGCUUAACACAACGGGAUCUAAACAUUGUUUUCCACGUCCGCCAGCUUCCUCUUCGAAUAUCAAAUGUCACGAAUCGUGAGGUCACAGACUGGCACCUUGUGAAUUCACCUGAUUUUGUUGUCUUAGAAGUGCCAUAUAAGCAACACUUGGUGUUUCACUUUUCGGAUGCAAAUCGAGUCCGUGCGUUCUUGUGCCUCUUCUAGCUAGAUGACUGAGAUCCUGUCCGAUUCGAAAAAAAUUUUGUCACCAGAAGGGAUUUUCAAACGAACAUCGAGCGAGCCUGAUAUCUCUACGGCGGGCUUAAGGCAAAGGACGUGUAGCAAUGCUUCUCAGCUACAAUACAACCGAACACGAGAAAGAUCGAGGACUUCGUUUGUACAACAAGUAAGUAAAGAAAGAUCUCGCUCGCCAUCACCGACUGGUGUUUCAAACUGCAGUGAUUCUGAGGGACAAAUGGUUGUAGACGGAAGCUUAUUAAAUGAUAGUUGCAACAGUGAAGAAUUCACCUUCAGAGAUCGUGCACCAACAUCUCCAAGUCGAGAGGAAGUAAAGGCACAGGCUUUUGAAAGGCUUCAAGAAGAACUAAAGAAAGCUCAGGAGGAACUCAAGUUAAAAGAUGAGCAGUGCGAGAAGCUAUCUCGAGUCAGGAAUGAAUUAGAAGCAGAGCUAGAAGAACUGACAGCAAGUUUGUUUCAGGAGGCACACGCUAUGGUUCGAGCAGCAAAAGUUAAACAGGUUGGAGCAGAAAAGAGGUUCAAAGAAGCAAAUAACAAGGUGGAAGUGCUUCAAGCAGAGGUGACAGCUCUAAAACAGUUGGUGUUGACAUCUACUUCAACUCCUGGUCAUUCAGGAAGACUUGGUUGGCGACGACACAGCACAGAGCAUCUCGCCCCUUGUCCAGAUUGUGAUUCAUAUGAUUGUGACGCUGCUGUAGCAAGGUUUAAUGGAACAUGCCUUCAAGGUCCACAUCAUUCAAAAAAUUCACUUGCUGAGGAAUCUGAGGUAGAUGUUAUUCUUUUUCGAGAGUUCUUGCAGUGGAUGGAUGAACGUUCUGUGUCCCAUGACCAGCCAUUUUUAGCCCGGAUAUACAAGGAAGAUGUAGGACCUUGUUUGAACUUUCCCAACAAAGAGCUGGCUUUGGCAGUACACAGUGCAAUUGAAAACAAUACUCUAAUGAUGGAAACUUUCACUGGGAAACCAGUAUUUAGAAAGUGUGCAUUAACUGGAACAUCACGAUUGUGCCUUCAUCGUGUGAAGUUAUCAGAAAAAGGUGAUUGGCAUAAUCUCAGUCGGAACAGUAGAGUUAGGAUUGUAGCAGUUUGUGAUUUUUACACAUAUGUGCGGUACAUUCAGCAAGGCCUUGUUAAGGCAGAUGUGACCGAGAUAUACUGGGAACUAAUGCGACUAAGGAGCCAAAUGGCGCUUGCUCGGUUAGGAAUGGAAACCACAGUGAAAGUUCAAAGGAGCAGUGGUCACUCUUAACAAUGCUUGCUGACUGAUUGCAAAUAAUUGCUGGGAUCUGUAAGUUAAAGUUUGCAUGUGCAUUUGAUCUACUGGAUUUGCAUACAGCUGCUUUGGAUUCCGUGGAGUGCUGAUAUGGGAAUUAAAUAUUGAAACUGUCCUCGGCCUUGAGAGGGAAAAGCCGAGAGAGAAUUUAACAGGAGUUUAAUAACUUCAUACCUACUUUCACUGAAUUCUAGAAAAUAUUUAUACAAUGUAAUUCUCUUUUAAUGUAAGUUUUACUAUAUACGUGCAGAAGAGAAUGAAACUUGUAUAAAGUAAACUACAUUUUCCUGAAUAUUUUAAACAGAAUUCUUAUGGAAUGUACAGUUUGUAACCCAAAGUGGUAAACGUUCACAUUGGGGAUAUUUUAGUUUAGGUUCACUUCUUAUAUUUAAACGUAUCCAUUUAAAUAUUGGUACCAGUUCUUUCUCUUGUGUGCUAUCGCGUAAGGGAACUUGAGUUAGCUCACUCAAUAAGAGCGAAUUGUCGAAUAAGAAAUUUUAGACAGGAUAAAAGGGUGUCAUUAAUUUUUAAUUGUUGGAUUUUUUAAUCUCAAUUCAUCAUCCUCAAGUAAAGCAGUGCAUAGCCUGCGUCGCAGACAGUCUAUACCGAGGAUUUUGUGACACGUCCGGCUGCAACGCAGACUAGCUAGCAAUGCAUAAUACUGCUUGGGUAAUUUUUUACAUUAGUUUUUUAAUCACUUAGUUUCUAUUUUUCUAUACGAGACUUCUCAGUCAUCUGUACAAAGUCUUUUGACGAGCAGCUAGAAUGUAAUAAACAGUUUAGUUUUAA
Messenger RNA from Orbicella faveolata, 2455 nucleotides. RefSeq names its product guanine nucleotide exchange factor for Rab-3A-like. Gene Ontology annotation, cellular component: Golgi to plasma membrane transport vesicle. Gene Ontology annotation, molecular function: guanyl-nucleotide exchange factor activity. NCBI's taxonomy places the organism in Eukaryota, Metazoa, Cnidaria, Anthozoa, Scleractinia, Merulinidae. Gene Ontology annotation, biological process: exocytosis. The record is from RefSeq and is a predicted model, not a curated record.